This is a messenger RNA of Zasmidium cellare ATCC 36951, 1863 nucleotides long. RefSeq lists its product as uncharacterized. Gene Ontology annotation, molecular function: metalloaminopeptidase activity. The record is from RefSeq and is a predicted model, not a curated record. The coding region runs from base 1 to 1863 and encodes 620 amino acids. The transcript is spliced from 2 exons. NCBI's taxonomy places the organism in Eukaryota, Fungi, Ascomycota, Dothideomycetes, Mycosphaerellales, Mycosphaerellaceae.
AUGGAUAAGGUCGAUACUUCGAGCCGGCUCAAGCACCUGCGAGAGCUCAUGACCCUGCACAAGGUAGAUAUCUACAUUGUGCCCUCCGAAGACGCCCACUCCUCCGAAUACAUAGCUCCCUGCGACGCUCGACGAGAGUUCAUCUGCGGUUUCUCAGGUUCGGCAGGCACAGCUGUCAUCUCCCACGACAAGGCUGCUCUGGCUACAGAUGGACGCUACUUCAACCAAGCUAGCCACCAACUGGAUAACAACUGGACAUUGCUCAAGCAGGGACUUCAAGAUGUGCCGACCUGGCAAGAGUGGACGGUGGAGCAGGCAGAGGAAGGAAAGACAGUCGGUGUAGAUCCCACCACCAUCACUGCGCCAGAAGGCAGGAAGCUGGCCGAGAAGAUCAAGAAGAAGGGCGGCAGAGAGCUGGUGGCCAUAGCAGAGAAUCUGGUGGACAAGGUCUGGGGCAAGCAGAAGCCAGCACGGCCGAACGAGCCUGUACGGGUUCUGGAGCUUGAACAUGCCGGCAAGAAGUGGCAGGAUAAAGUGGAGGAGUUGCGCAAGGAGUUGGACAAGAAGAAGGCGGCAGGGUUUGUCGUGUCUAUGCUGGAUGAGAUUGCCUGGCUAUUCAACCUGAGAGGGAACGAUAUCCCGUUCAACCCGGUAUUCUUCUCGUACUCCAUCAUCACACCGACCACCGCCACGCUCUACAUUGACGAGUCCAAGCUCCCAUCGAAUGCGAAGCAGCAUCUUGAAGGAGUCACUGUCCGACCGUACGACAGCAUCUUCUCGGACAUCACGGCUAUGGUUUCCAAGGAGCCAGAGACGAAUGGAAACACCAACGGCUCGACGGGUUCGACUACAAAGCGCAAGUACUUGAUCUCGACUAAGGCGUCAUGGGCAGUGUCUCGAUCACUUGGAGGCGAGGAGAAUGUCGACGAGGUGCGAUCUCCCGUUGGCGACGCAAAGGCUAUCAAGAACGAGACCGAACUUGAGGGCAUGCGACAAUGUCACAUUCGCGACGGUGCAGCCCUGACUGAAUACUUUGCUUGGCUCGAGAACGAAUUGGUACACAAGAAGACCACCCUCGAUGAAGUGCAGGCAGCGGACAAGCUUGAGCAGAUCCGCAGCAGACAUGACAAGUUUGUCGGUCUCUCCUUUCCAACCAUCUCAUCCACCGGACCCAAUGCCGCCGUCAUUCACUACAUGCCCGAAGCAGGAAACUGCUCAACCAUCGAUCCAAACAAGGUCUAUCUUUGCGAUUCUGGCGCCCAGUUCCUUGAUGGCACAACUGACACCACCCGUACUCUUCACUUUGGCGAACCCACCGAACAAGAACGUGAAGCCUACACCCUCGUCCUUAAGGGUAACAUCGGUCUCGAACUCGCCGUGUUCCCCAAAGGGACAUCUGGCUUCGCUCUUGACACUCUCGCUCGCCAAUACCUUUGGCAGUAUGGUCUCGAAUACCGCCACGGCACUGGUCACGGUAUUGGCAGCUUCCUCAACGUGCAUGAAGGACCCAUCGGCAUCGGCACACGUAUUCAGUACUCGGAAGUUCCGCUAUCGAUCGGCAACGUCAUCAGCGAUGAGCCAGGCUACUACGAAGAUGGCAACUUUGGUAUCCGCAUCGAGAAUGUCAUCAUGGUGAAGGAAGUCAAGACCAAGUACAACUUUGGCGAUAAGCCGUACUUUGGAUUCGAGCACGUCACUAUGGUGCCGAUGUGCAGGAAGCUUAUCGACGCCGGCUUGUUGAGCGAGAGGGAGAAGCAAUGGCUGAACGAUUACCAUCGGGAGGUUCUCGAGAAGACGGCGUCGUACUUCAAGGAUGACGAAGUCAGCCGGAACUGGCUGAAAAGGGAAUGUGCCGCUUACUGA